Salvelinus namaycush (lake trout) is the source of this 3655-nucleotide messenger RNA. RefSeq names its product transferrin receptor 1a (gene tfr1a). The coding region runs from base 122 to 2428 and encodes 768 amino acids. Gene Ontology annotation, biological process: iron ion transport; intracellular iron ion homeostasis. NCBI's taxonomy places the organism in Eukaryota, Metazoa, Chordata, Actinopteri, Salmoniformes, Salmonidae. The transcript has 18 exons. The record is from RefSeq and is a predicted model, not a curated record. Gene Ontology annotation, cellular component: external side of plasma membrane.
CUCAAGGUUGCUUGCGCCAGUGAAUGCAUUUUUUUGUGAACGUUGAAAGAAACCUCGUGUCGAGGGAGCAUACAAUACCAGACGAUUGCCACAAUCGAAGAGCGACUUCUGAGAAGCUACCAUGGACCACGCAAGGUCGACAAUAUCCAAAAUUUUCAAUGGAGAGCCUCGCUCAUACACACGCUUCAACCUGACACAGAACAUGGAGGGUGAGAACAGCCAGGUGGAGAUGAAGCUGUCGUCAGACAUGGACGAGGAGGUGGGCGGCAAUGGCGUAGGGGAGGACCUCAACCAUGCCAAGGAACCCUAUGUGGUACACAAGCCUGCCGGGCGCACGCCCAAGAGCGUCUGCUUCAUGGUGGCCACCAUACUCCUCAUCUUCAUCAUCAGCUAUCUGAUUGGCUACCUGUCCCACCGGAAGAAAGAGUUGGCUCCUCCCAGCUGCUCCAGGUCCACCUUUGAAGAAUCCAUUACCCAGGAUUCCGUUAAGAUGGAGGCGGACCCUGUCAUGGACUGGAGGGACGUGAAGCGACUGCUGGAUCAGAAGAUGAGUGCCUCCAGCUUCGAGAGUGCCUUCAGUGAGUUUGCUAGUGAAAGCCAUCAGGCAGGCUCUGCUGGAGACAAUGUGCUGGCCAAGAAGGUGCUGGCAAGGUUCAAAGAGUAUGGCAUGUACACGUGGACUGACGAGCACUAUGUCAAGCUUGUGGAUCCCCCUGCAUCUGGCUCCAACAGGGUGACCUUCAAAGGGUCUGACCUUGGAGCACUGAGGGGCUAUCUGGCCUACAGCAAAACUGGAACAGCGAAGGGCGCAGUACUUCACGGCAACUACGGCCAGAUGGAUGACCUGAGGAAACUGCAGGAUAAGAACAUUGCCUUGGACGGGAGGGUCCUUCUGGUCAGAUCUGGAAAAAUAAGCUUUGCUGAGAAGGUGGCCAACGCAGCCAAGCUGAAUGCCUCUGCUGUUCUCAUCUACCCUGCUGACAGAGGGCUCGGAGGAUCCACUCAGCUCUUUGGCCAUGUCCAUCUUGGCUCUGGCGACCCUUACACCCCCGGGUUCCCCUCCUUCAACCAUACCCAGUUUCCCCCUGUCCAGUCCUCAGGCCUCCCCAGCAUCCUGGCCCAGACCAUCACAGUCAACAUGGCCACCACUAUCAUGAGGGGGAUGGGAGGGAAAAGCGCCCCUACAGGUUGGGUAGGACAACUGGGAGAUGAUGACGAUAUGGUCACGGUGGAGGUCAACAACGUCCUGGCUGAGAAGAUGAUCGUCAACGUGUUUGGAGUCAUCAAAGGCUUUGUGGACCCAGAUCGUUUUGUGGUUAUGGGUGCUCAGAGGGAUGCCUGGGGUCCAGGCUUCGCUAGCUCCACAGUGGGCACCAGUGUGUUGGUGGAGUUGGCACGCGCCAUCUCAGACAUGGUGAAAAAUGAUGGCUUCAAGCCCAGGAGGAGCAUCGUUUUUGCCAGCUGGAGUGCUGGAGAGUUUGGGAGUGUUGGCGCCACCGAGUGGUUGGAGGGUUAUUUGGCUUCUCUGAACAUGAAAGCCUUCUCUUACAUCAACCUGGAUGGAGUUGUAACAGGUUUCCCAACAUUCAAAGCCUCGGCCAGCCCUUUGAUGUACACACUCAUCCAGAGAACGCUACAGGAGGUGAACACUCUCAGUGACUCCGGUACACUCUACUCUGCAGUCCCCGGGCCCAACUGGGAGGCAGCAGUCAUGGAGCCUCUGAGGCUAAAUGAUCCCUCUUAUCCCUUCGUCACCUUCUCCGGCAUCCCAGCCGUCUCGUUCCGUUUCACCACAGAGGGUGAGGAAUACCCAUACCUCGGGACACUGGAUGAUACACGCGACAAGCUGUAUGGCGCCACCUCCAACCAGGUGGCCAAGCUGGCGGUGUCCGCAGGGCAGUUCGCCGGGAAAAUAGCCCUGCGGCUGGUCCACGACCACCUGCUGCGCCUGGAUGUGGAGAAAUACAUCCGCCUGAUCCGCACCCAGGUGUUCGCAAUUAACUCCAAGAUCAAAACAGUGCAGAGUAUGCAGCCCCAGCUGUUGCCUAAGUCGCUGACUGUCCAGUGGCUGAUGUCUGCGACGGGCUCCUACAGCCGAGCCGCCAGUAGCCUGUCAACUGAAAUCGAUAAUAGUAACCUGGAGGAAGCAGAUGUGUGCCGUAACAUCAACGACCGUAUCAUGAGUGUGGAGAGGGACUUCCUGUCCCCAUACACGUCUCCCAGAGAGACCCCGUUCCGCCACAUCCUGGUGGGCUCCGGCUCCCACACCCUGAAGGCUCUAUCGGACCACCUGGACGCCCUGCAGAUCGACCACUCAGACGCCAACGCUGAUCUGUUCCGGAUUCAGUUUGCUUUGGCAACCUGGACCAUCCAGGGCUGCGCCAACUCACUGGCGGGGGAAGUCUGGUCCAUAGAUAACAUGAUCUAAGCCGGCCUCAACAUGUCCUAUUAAACAAAACACCCAAUAUAGCCAUCGGUCAAAGCACCAUCAGUAAGGGUCACCCAUUCAGGAAAAUGAAAUAGAAGUGUUCUGUAUCGAUAUCAAUAACUCAACCUCCUUUUUUUCAUAUGCAUUGCAACUCUCAUCAGUAUGAUAUGCUGUACUUUACCUUCCGCACAAGGCCCCAAAAAAUAACACUUAAAUUCAACUGCCUUAAAUUUCACUUGUUUGAGAAAUAAGUGAAAAGCCAUUAUCACUCUUGCGAGAAAAAAAAAAUUGAAAUGCAUUUCCUAACGCCGCAUUUGAAAUAUAUUGGUGCUAAAUACGAAUGACUAAUGGCCUACAAAUGUCACAGUACUUACUAGUAUGGCAAUAACGCAGUUUUGGCCCAAUAUCCAAGGUCACAAACACCUAAAUUGUGUGUGUAAACUCAAGAGGUACUUUGCGAUUACAACAAAGGUUAUUAUGGUUCUAUUACCUACCAUGAACAAAAUUACAAUUUUUUUACAAUCCGAAACUGCUGUUACUUUACAUUGGAUUCAAACCUGGGCUGUUUUUAUAGAGAUUAUGGUGCUGAAAACUUUAGAACGAGACCUGGUCUGAGAGCUGUUGCCAAAUGGGUGUAAAUGUACAUUCAGUUCAGAAAGUAACACAGAAUAGAUCGUUAUCAAUAAAACGUCUCAAUAUUCGAUUUGCCUGGUUGGUGGGAAGGAGACCGCAGCUCAGCUAAAACCAUGGGCAACUGUGUGCCCUUUUUUUCAAGGGAUUGUUAAAUAAAUGUUAACUAUUUGGUUGUAAUAAUCCCCCUCCUUGAAGAGCAUAGUCAGAACUACAAAUGUACGAUUAUUCCUUGCAAACAAUUGAGCACAUUUUAGCUCUAUCUUCAGUUUUUAUAUAGCAUCUAACUGCAUGCUAUUCAGCCUCACGAAAUCCCUCAAUAUUGGCCACCAUUAAUUGGAUAUUUAAGUGCUAAAAAAACGAAACCUGACGAAUGAGUGGUUUAGGUUAAUUUCCCCAUCUUUUGUGGGCUCUGCCUGUCAAGCAGCAUAAGGGCGCAUUUGCAGAUGUAAUGUUUACAUUGCAAGCUACCGGUAGAAAGUUUGUACAGUUGGCUAAACAUGUGUAACGGAUGUGAAAUGGCUAGCUAGUUAGCGGGUACGCGCUACUAGCGUUUCAAUCAGUUACGUCACUUGCUCUGAAACCUAGAAGUAGUGU